AUCAGCCCAUAUCUGACGACGGCAAAAUAACAACAGGAAUAAUUAGCCAUGAAAAUGAAGAAAGAUUUGUUACUAUUCUUUAUAUCUGUGGUGUUAAGCAGUUAUAUGGUUCAUGGGAAAGAUGGACAUUGUUCAUGGUAUGGUGAAUGUGGUGACUCACCGACGGGGAGAUACAACUGCUUGUAUACAGGGCCAGCCAAAGUUUUAAACAACGAGACAGGAUUAAAAAUUCUCAAGACUUAUUGUCCAGAUUUACUUGAGGAAAAUGGCGAUACUUACACAUGCUGUGACACAGAUCAGUUGAUAACUAUUCAGAAGAAUAUGGGACUGCCACAACAGUUCUUCCUACGAUGUCCCUCCUGUUACCGUAACUUUCUCAACUUAUACUGUUACCAGACUUGCUCAAAUAACCAGAGCAAUUAUGUAUACAACGUGAAAACAGAACCAAUGCCUACCAAUGAAACCAAAACACAAAUUACAAAAAUAGACUAUUUCAUUACACACACUUAUGCUAACGGUAUGUUUAAUUCCUGUAAGGGAGUUCAGAUGCCAAGUGCUAAUGAACGAGCGAUCACGGUUUUCUGUGGCCAUCCUGCUGAUCAGUGCACUAUUAAGAACUGGCUACAAUACAUGGGAGAUACAACUAAUGGACACACCCCUUUUGAUAUCAACUUCAAUAUCACCAAUACACCAGUAACUCCAAAUACAACAAAUAUGACAUUUUAUCCCAUGGAUGUCACUACUUCUCUUUGUAAUGAAACUGCUCUCAACAAGUCUGCUUGUAGUUGUCAAGAUUGUACCCUUAGCUGUGCUCCGAUGCCACCUUUCCCAAAACCUCCGAAACCAGCGACCAUAUUGGGCUUCGACGCCUGGUACUUUAUCAUGUGUAUAUUGUAUAUAAUUUUCGUAUUGUUUUUUGGAACAUACGGAUUAUGUUACAAUAUCAUAUCUCGGAAUGCUUUUGGAAUCAAACAAAAAAGAUAUAAUAGUAUAGAAGAAAGACCUCCUGGUAGAACUGGAAGUAUAAAUGGCCAUGGACAAUCAAGGAUGAAAAAAUUGUCAGCGCCACUUGUCCAGGAAAAGGAUAUUAACUGUUUAGAAAAAAUCGGAGCUGGCGUUGAGAAAUUUUUGAGGAACAUGUUUCUAACAUGGGGGUUAUUUGUAGCACGACAUCCUGUAAUCGUAAUUGUACUUGGCGUACUCAUCGCUGGAGCUUUGUCGGCAGGACUAUACUUUUUCAAGGUCACAACCAACCCAGUAGAUCUUUGGUCUGCUAAGAACAGCAGGGCACGCACAGAGAAGGAUUACUUCGAUUCCCAUUUCGGGCCAUUCUACAGAACUGAACAACUGAUUGUGACCAGACCAAACAAUGAUACCAUAGUUAAACAUAAGAAUCCAGGAUCCCUUGUCUCAUAUACCAACUAUACUUCUUUGUUUGAUAAGGAGUUUUUACAUAUGCUAUUGGAUCUUCAACUUGAAAUAGAAAACUUAACAGCGACCUACAAAGGGGAAACGGUUCGACUACAAGAUAUUUGUUUCAAGCCACUCGCUCCAGACAAUAACAACUGUACAACAGAGAGUGUGUUAGAAUACUGGCAGAAAAGUCAUGAAAAUAUUGACAAAUUAGCAUAUACUCCAGAUAGAUGGUUUGUCAAGGCAGAUUACCUUGAUCAUUUCCAUUUCUGUGUCAGUGCCCCAGCAUCUACACAAGAUACAGUUGGACUGAAUAUUUCAUGUCUGGCCACUAAUUCAGCUCCUAUAUUUCCAUGGGUUGCCAUGGGAGGAUAUGAGGGUUUAAAUUACCAAGACUCAACAGCGUUUGUCAUCACAAUUCUGGUCAACAACCACCUUAAAGAUGAAGACAAUGAAAAAGCUAUGGCGUGGGAGAAAGUGCUUAUAGAUUUCAUGAAGACCAGACAAAAUGAUUUGAACAUGACGAUUGCCUUUAACACGGAGCGAUCAAUUGAAGAUGAAAUAAACAGGGAAAGUAGCUCUGAUAUUUGGACAGUUUUGGCUAGCUACCUGAUUAUGUUUGGGUACAUUACAAUUACUCUUGGGCAGUAUGGAACGUGUGAAAAUCCACAAAAACUACUGAUUGAUUCCAAGAUAACAUUAGGACUAUCAGGAGUUACCAUUGUACUAUUAUCAGUAGCUGCCUCCCUUGGGACCUAUAGUUACUUUGGAAUACCAGCAACACUUAUCAUCAUAGAAGUUGUACCAUUCUUAGUCCUGGCUGUUGGUGUGGACAACAUCUUUAUUUUAGUCCAGGCCUAUCAGCGAGAUACCAGACCACCAGGUGAAAGUUUAGAAGAACAGAUAGGCAGAAUUGUAGGAAGAGUGGGGCCAAGCAUGUUACUUACUAGUUCUGCAGAAUCCAUAGCUUUCUUCCUGGGUGCCCUGACAAACAUGCCUGCAGUAAGAGUUUUUUCCCUAUAUGCUGCCCUGGCAGUUUUAAUUGACUUUUUGCUACAGAUUACAGUAUUUAUUGCAUUAAUGACAAUUGAUGCCAAAAGACAAGAGGAUGAUAGAUUUGACGCAUGUUGCUGUAUUAAAGAACCAGGAAGUAAGAAGGAGAAACAUGAAGGCUGGCUCUUCUAUUUAUUCAAGAAUUUCUAUGCACCAUUUAUCCUGAAGGAAUAUGUUAGACCGAUAGUGGUACUUGUGUUUACAGCCUAUUUCUUUAUUAGCGUAGCAGUAUUACAUAAAAUUGGAUUAGGAUUGGACCAGAAACUCUCCAUGCCUGAUGACUCUUAUGUAUUGAGAUAUUUUGGAAAUGAAUCUACAUACCUCCAUGUCGGUGCACCUGUGUACUUUGUUGUGAGAGAAGGACACGAUUACACAACAAUGCAAGGACAGAAUGCUCUGUGUGGGGGCAAUGGAUGUCCUCAAGACUCACUGGUUGGUCAGCUCUACACUGCCAGUAAAUUAGCUAACUAUACAUAUAUAGCCCAGCCUACUUCUUCCUGGAUAGAUGAUUUCUUUGAUUGGUUGGCUCCAGGAGGAAGUCCUCCCUGUUGUAGACUGUUCCCUAAUGGUACUUUCUGUCCUGCUACAGUAGUUGACAAAACCUGUACAGCUUGUCCUGUGCACAAAAAACCUGAUGGAAGACCCACUCCACAAGAUUUCAUGAAAUAUCUACCAAUUUACUUGAAGGAUAAUCCAGGGACCAAAUGUGCUAAAGGAGGUCAUGCUGCAUAUGGAAGUGGAGUUAAUUUGAUUCGCAACAAAACACAAGUAGGAGCAACCUAUUUUAUGACCUACCACACUAUACUGAGGACGAAUGAGGACUUCAUUGGAGCUUUGCGUGAAGCUAGGAAGAUAGGAGAAAAUAUAACAAACACCAUCACUACUAAAACUUCUAAUGCAACUGUAUUCCCAUACAGUAUUUUCUAUGUAUACUACGAGCAGUACCUGACAGUUGUACACGAUACCAUAUUUAACAUCGCUUUGUGUAUGGUAGCCAUCUUUGUUGUCACCUUUAUCCUGAUUGGAUUCGACUUUUUCUCUGCCAUAAUGAUUGUUCUUGUGGUAUCCAUGAUUGUUAUUGAUAUAUGUGGCAUGAUGUACUUCUGGGAUAUUACACUUAAUGCUGUUUCAUUGGUCAAUCUUGUGAUGGCUGUUGGUAUAGCUGUUGAAUUUUGUGCUCAUAUAGUCCGAGCUUUUGCUGUGAGUUUACAGCCAACCAAACUAAUGAGAGCAGAGGAAGCUCUUGCACAUAUGGGAAGCUCUGUACUUAGUGGUAUAACAUUAACUAAGUUGGGAGGAAUUAUUGUUUUAGCUUUUUCUAAGUCCCAGCUUUUCCAAGUAUUUUACUUCAGAAUGUAUCUUGGAAUGGUAUUGUAUGGUGCUACACAUGGUCUUAUAUUCUUGCCAGUGUUACUCAGUUAUAUAGGUCCACCAAUAAAUAAAGCCAAACUUUAUGAUGCUCAACAAAGAAGAAAACAUUUGUCUGCAGACUCAGACAAUGAUGACAUUAAUUCUUCUCGACAGAAUCUUGUGAGUGAUAGUGGUGCUCCGCCAGAUUAUAACACCUUAGCUGAUCCAGCACUGUGAUAGAAAUAUCUUCUCUCUCCUAAAUAUUACAGAGUUAUCUGCUCUUUAUUUGUUCAGGAGUAGAUUAUUCUAUUGAGCAAUUGAUCCAUCGGUUAUAAACAAUUGAUCCAUCGAUUAUUAACUUUUGAUCCAUCGAUUAUAAACAAUUGAUCAAUCGAUUAUAAACAAUUGAUCUCUGAGAUUAUUAACUUUUUUUGUCAGGACAAAAUUAUGUAUUAAAUUGUGGAUUACAAUCAUGUAAAUUAUUGGUUAUAAAGGAGGUAUUUUAAUGUACUCUUAAGAUUUAUUAAUUUUCUACCUUCUGAUUUUCUUGAAUAACUGAUACAGAAGUGGGUUUACGUUGAAUGCAUCAUCUGAACUCUGAACUAAAAUUUGCACUGUUAUUGUAUUGUUGUCAUGUUUUAGACAAAUAAUUUGGUAGAUGGAAUAUUUGUUGGCUUUAUUUUGAGGGUCUGGAUGGGGUUUACAGAAAAGAGAAUAAUGGACCAAAAAAAUAAAGAAUAGAGAAACAUAAGCAAAAAAUAUAAAGAAUGGAAAAAAAAUCAAAGAAUACAGAAUUGAAGGAACCCCAUCCAGACCCUCUAUUUUGCAUACAGUCUUAAGGAAUAUAAUGUUGACAAGAGUUCUCUGUUAACAUUUACAUAUUUCUUUGAUGUCUUAUUUUUUUUAUGUCAGGAUGAUAAUCUUGAGUCUUAUUCCUAACUGCUUAUUAUUAAUAUGCAUUCCCAGAUUUGAUCGACACUAUUGAUAUAACUCAAGAACUUCUAUUUCAGUAUAAAAAUCAAGUUGAAGCAAAAUAUUGUAAUCCAUUUACAUUUUUUUUCCAUAUUUUAAAGGGUAAACAAACAUUACUAGGUUUGCUGUCUGUCUCAACGCAAUUGUCCAAAACAAUCUGGAGUUGUUUCCCUUUGACUACCAGUGAAAAAAAAAACUCCAGAGUAACUGCUGUUUACUUUUAAAUUGCAAAAAUCUGUUUGAUUGCAGAGUAACUGCUGUUUACUAAAUUAAAUAUUUUUUCUAUUGCAUAUAGUAAUAACUUUUUGUUUUUUGAUGCAGUAUGUCUCAUAAGUCGAUCUAAAAUUUUACCGAUCAUAGCAAAUUAUAUGUUAGAUUUGUUUUUUGCUGUUAAAUUAUUAAGGCAAGGAAUAUGAAUAGCCAUAGUAAAAUUAGGUCAUUUUUACCUAAUGAUAAAUCAAAAUUCAGGAAUGUCAAAUUGAAGUAAAAAUAUUCUGAAACUAUUAUGAUCAAAACAAACAAAUAAAGAUUUUAUUUAAUUUGAUCAUGAAAGAGAACAAAUUCAUCAUCCUCGUCAUUAUUAGCUCACCUGGCCCAAAGGGCCAAGUGAGCUUUUCUCAUCACUUUGCGUCCGUCGUCGUCGUCCGGCGUCGUCUGUUAACUUUUACAAAAAUCUUCUCCUCUGAAACCACUGGGCCAAAUUUAACCAAACUUGGCCACAAUCAUCAUUAGGGUAUCUAGUUUAAAAAAUGUGUCCGAUGACCCCGCCAACCAACCAAGAUGGCCGCCAUGGCUAAAAAUAGAACAUAGGGGUAAAAUGUAGAUUUUGGCUUAUAUCUCUGAAACCAAAGCAUUUAGAGUAAAUCUGACAUAGGGUAAAACUGAUUAUCAAGUCAAGAUCUAUCUGCCCUGAAAUUUUCAGACAAAUCUGACAACCUGUUGUUGGGUUGCUGACCCUGAAUUGGUAAUUUUAAGGAAAUUUUGCAGUUUUUGGUUAUUAUCUUGAAUAUUAUUAUAGAUAGAGAUAAACUGUAAACAGCAAUAAUGUUAAGCAAAGUAAGAUCUACAAAUAAGUUGUCAUGACCAAAAUUGUCAGUCGACCCUGUUAGGAGUUAUUGCCCUUAAUAGUCAAUUUUUAACAAUUUUUUGUAAAUUUUUGUAAUCUUUUUUCAAAAAUCUUCUUCUCUGAAACUACUAAGACAAAUUUAACCAUACUUGGCAAUAAUCAUUAUUAGGAUAUCUAGUUUAAAAAAUUUGUCCGAUGACCCCGCCUUCCAACCAUCAUGGCUGACUUGGUUAAAAAUAGAACAUAGGGGUAAAAUGCAGUUUUUGGUUUAUAUCUCUGAAACUAAAGCAUUUAGAGCAAAUCUGACAGGUGGCAAAAAUGUUCAUCAGAUUUAGAUUUAUCUGCCCUGAAAUUUUCAGACGAAUCCGACAACCCGUUGUUGGGUUGCUGCCCCUGAGUUAGUAAUUUUACAAAAAUUUUGCAGUUUUUUGUUAUUAUCUUAGAUAUCGUUAUAAUAUCUAAUAUCUAAUACUAUUAAUUAUGAUUUUAACCUUAUUUUACAUGAUUUCCAAAGCAUCAGUAAAUACAGGUGAGCGACACAGGCUCUUGAGAGCCUCUAGUUUUUUUAUUGUCAUUGUUCACUUCUUCAUAAAUGUUGCAUUUUUGUGUGUGCCUUUAUAACAAAUCUAAUUCAGGAUCACAAUGUAUAAACAUAUUACUCCACACAAUUAUAACUAUAGAUUAUCAAUGGUUUUUCAAACAAGAGUGAAUUUCUCAGCUUCAAUCUCAUCGAAGGGCAAGAAACAUCCUUGAGUUUGAAACACCAUUGAUAAUCCAUUUAUCGUUAUUUUGCCUAUAACUUUGUUAGUGUUUACAUUGACAACGGCACAUGCGCCCUUAGUUUCUGAUGAUAGUUUUCUAUCUCAAGCGAGUAGCGUGAUUUGAAAAAUUAUCACAAGAAAAGAUCAGAGGAAAAAUACACAAAAUAGUGAUAAUUACACUUUAUCAUUGUAGUAUACUCAUGUUUUGAAUGUUUGAUGCUUUCAUAUAUAACAGCAACAGAACAAAGAAUUAAGUACUAUUUUCAGGGAAAAAUGUAGGGGGGAUUUGAUAACAAUAUUUUUUAUACUACAUCAUCCAUAAUUUUCAUUUUCAUUUGUAAGAGAUUUGUAUUUGUUGCCAUCCCUAUUACCCACAGAAAACAAUAAUGUAGUGUCUAACCUUCCAGUAAACUCUUCCUUGAAUAUCCCUACAGUAAAUUGCAGGGUAAACUUGUGAUACUAUCAUUUUCUGCUAAAUAUAUAGCAUGAGGCCUUUAUACAUCAUCUUUUGGCAGUAUGAACAGAACUGACGGAAAAGACUAAUCAAAUGGCAUGUACUUAUCAAAUUCAUAGUCUGGUUGUGAAAUGCCAUUCUGUGUGGGUUUUUUCUCCAUAGGCAGACAAGUUUUAACAGAUUUAGAUUUAACAUUAUGGCACUUAUACCAUUAGAAUGUAAAAAGUUAUACUGUAAAUUCACAAAUUAUUGCAAGGUUUUUAUCAAUUUGAAUAAUGCGACUAGGUGAGUAUCACAAUAAUUAGAACUCACAUCUGAUAUCUGAUACAAAUAUCUCUAUGCAGCUUUUCCUGAAAUCACAAUAAUUAAUCUCUCAUUUUUGUCCAUUCUUCAAAAAUAGCAAUAAUAAUAAGCACGCAAUAAUUUAAUUUCUGAAGUUACAGUAUUCACUAAGACCAAAGAUCAAAUUGAAAUUAGAAUUCUUCAUUAAUCAUUUAUAACAGGUAUAAUACAUGUAAAUGUAUAUGUUUAUGAUGAUUUCUUUUUUUUUUUAAAUUAAGUAAAUAAUUGAAACAUUUUUCAUUUGAAAUUGAUAAUUAUUUGUUUGCAUUGACAAUUACUAAGCUCAAGGUCAGUAGAUAUAUUAUUAAGAUUUUAAAAUGUACAAAAUACUAUGUAUUGAUUAAAUUCUUUGGAUAUGUGAAUCAAUUUACAUGGAUUUGAUGGCUUUGAGGAAAAAUGAAUAUAAAUACUCCUUAAAACACAAAUUUAAGGUACAGUCAGAGGUCAAAAGUUUUGCACACCUUGAACAUUAGUCUUAUAUUUUUCUCAUAAAAACACAUUGAAAAAAAUUAUCCUUAAGUCAUUUCUUCUCAAAUUUGAAUGGAAUUUUUACGAUUGAAUUCAGAAAUAUCUAGUUUCUUGCAAUAAUUUGAAAUAAUUUUUUGAAUUAUAUUUUUAAAGAAACCACUGUUUAAAGACAAAGCAUGCAAAUAUAUAUGGAUAUAAAGCAUGUGAAGGGAACAAUUUCAACAUAUCAUUUCCCAGUAAUGACACUUCAAAAAAUAGUUCAUAAUUACCAUGAAAAACUACACAUGAGUAUAACAGUUAAGGAAGUUUGCUUGUCAUGUUUUGGAAUUUUUGUCAGAUUUUCGGAAUCCUCUGGUUUUAUCUAUGUGAAUGCCUUAAAAAAAUUUUGCCCAUUGACCUCCAUUUUUCUUUUUAUAAAUCUUUUACAUGUAUAAUUAUAAGCCAUCUGUAAAAGUCUUAUAAAAUCUUUGUUAUUUUUUAAUAGUUUUUGAGAACUUGAACUUUUAAUGGUAAGGCUAUGAAAGUCAAGAGAGAACAUUUUACCGCCAAAAUUUCAAUGGCUAAUAUCUCGAAAACAAGCACAUUGACCUAUAUAUUUUUUUCGCUCUUUUGGUUCCUUUAAUUAUUCCCUAUCAAUAUAUACUAGUUUUAUGAAAAGCUUAUUAUUUUGAAAUUGAGUAGCAAACUUCCUUAAUAUUUAAGGUGGUACCUAACACUACAGGGAGAUAACUCUGUAAAAAUCAGCUAAACGUUUUAAUAAUGUUCUAUUGUUAAGAAAAUAUUUAGCUUCUCAAUGAUCAAAAUUAGUGUUUGUCAAACUGCUGUAUAACCAAUGAAAUUUUUCUGAUAAAGUGGUUGGUUCAAAUUUUUUGAAAUUUUUAUAUUUUUGUCAAAGGGUAAAAGUAAACAUUUCGUCAAAAUUUUAUGAAAAUUAAACGAGCCAAAUUAAUAUUAGUCAAGGUGUUGGGUACCACCUUAAUUAUAAUCAGACCUGAAAGAAUUUGGGGCAAUUACUUUUUAAAAUGUGUAUUUAUAUGAAAUAUAUAGCGUAAUUUUCAAGGUGCCAAACACUUUUUACCUUUGACUGUAUAUUGAAAGAACAAAUUAUGAGAGCGUAACAAUAUGAAUUUUUUAAAAAGUGCAAUCAUCUGCAAUCUUGUGUAAACUUCACGCUAAUGAAAUAAUGAAUCUGCCUUGUCAGUAAUACACAUGUUAGUUAAGAUAGAAUAUUUAUUGAUAAUUGUUAUGAUUAUGUUUGUAUCAUGUACAAGUGCUUCAUAUAUACAUGUUUGUAAUUGUGUAUUUACAAUGUUUGAAAGUGCUUAUAAAAUUAAUCUUUUGUGAUAAUUUGUAAAUUAAAAUCAAUAAUCAAUUUU
This is a messenger RNA of Mytilus californianus (California mussel), 9255 nucleotides long. Its product is annotated as NPC intracellular cholesterol transporter 1-like. The record is from RefSeq and is a predicted model, not a curated record. The transcript has 22 exons. Gene Ontology annotation, molecular function: lipid carrier activity. Lineage: Eukaryota; Metazoa; Mollusca; Bivalvia; Mytilida; Mytilidae. The coding region runs from base 49 to 4053 and encodes 1334 amino acids. Gene Ontology annotation, cellular component: membrane.